Adineta steineri is the source of this 2178-nucleotide messenger RNA. The record is from the annotation of a GenBank genome assembly. Lineage: Eukaryota; Metazoa; Rotifera; Eurotatoria; Adinetida; Adinetidae.
AUGUGCAAUAAUGUGAUUAGUUUAAUCUUAUUAAUAUUAUUAUUAACAAAAUCGAGUGAUACAUUUCGGCUUUUCUCAUCGGAUACGGGAACAUACAAAGAACCACGGCCAUUUUUUACUUCAUCAAAAAAACUUAUUGAUGAUUAUUAUGAUGGAAAUCUGGCACAAGUUUCAAAGACAAUUAAUUCUCAUACAUUUGUUUUUGUUAUGUAUUAUGCAAAUUUCUGUGGUAUUAGUCGACGAAUGCGUGAUCCAUAUGAAAAAGCUGCUGCUUUCUAUCGAGAACGUAUUCAUCAUGAAAAUAAUACAUUAGAUAAAUUUCAUGUUAAAUUUAUAGCAGUUGAUUGUUUUUAUUAUGAUGGACAAUGUCGAAAAACUUAUAAACUUAAUUAUUUUCCUCAUAUGUUUUUAUAUGUAAAAGGUACACGUGGUUAUCAAUAUUUUGGAGCUACAAUUGCAACAAAUUUAAUUGAAUUUAUUGAAAAAAUUCGAAUGCCUGUAAUAAGACUUACAAAUAUAAAUGAAUUUUUAGAUUUUACUGUUCAAUAUGAAUCUAAUAUUUUAGCUUAUUUUGAUUUUUCUAAUGAUUUACAAAGAUAUCAUUAUUCUUUGUAUGCUCAAGCAGCUCUUAAACAUAUUGAAUAUGACAAUGAAUAUCCUACACGUUUUGCUGUUAUUCUUAAUCAAUCGAUUGUUGAAGAAAUAUCAAAACUUUAUAAUACUAAUUUUCAAAAACCAUUUGUUAUUUUACAUCGAUUAGAUUCCGAACCGCAGAUAUUUCCAAAUAUGACAAAUAAUUUUACAAUGGAAAAUCUUUUUCAAUGGGUUAUUAAUGAACAUAAAAAGCCACAUGUUAGUUGGAUUGUACCAAGAAAUAGUUAUUAUUCACAUAGUCCAUCAAUGGAUAAAGAAAUUAUAUUCGAUGCAUUGACUGAUCAUCAUAAUCUUCUUCUGUUUUUUACAUCAAACAAAUUAGAUGAAUUAAAAUUGCGUCAAAUUUAUCUUUAUCUUUCAAAUUGCAACAUAACUUAUUCAUCUCUUUGGUUAAAACAAAUUGAAAAUUUAUAUAAUCAUUCAUUAAUUAAUUUAACAGAAAAUUUACCUAAAACUCAACGUCAUCUACUUUCAUCAUGUUGUCAAUAUGCGUUCAAUCAACUACCAACAACGGAUAUAUAUAAUUUAUGUGUAUUAAAUCAUCAAAUAUCAUCAUUUAAUUUAUCGAAAAAACAUGCUAAAGUAUGUUUACCGAUUUUAGAAAAUGUAACAUUACAAAAAAUUUGUUUUCAAACUUAUUGUCAUCAAUGGUUAAAAAAUUCAACAUUAGUGUAUCCAGAAAAAUUAACUUAUAAUCAUGAAAUUGUUUUAGAAAAACGACGAGAAAAAUUCUAUGAUCAAUUUAUUAAUAAUCAACAAAGCAAAAUUAUUGAUGAUGAUAAUUCACUAGAAAAAUAUAAAGGAUUUUUAUGUCAAAUGAAUUCAACAUGGGCAUUUCGAUUAAUUAAUUCACGUGAUUAUCCUAAUUUUGGACAAAAUAUUGGUCUUAUAAAUCAUUCAAGAGCUAUUGUUGUAUUACAACCACAAAAUGAACAACAUUAUAUUUUAAAUAAUAAUGAAAUAACAACCGAAAAUAUCUAUAAAUUUAUUUAUGAUAUAUCAUAUAAUGUACGACCUCGUUCGUAUACAACUAUUCCGGAUAAUAAAACAUUGAUAAAACAUUCCAAUAAACUUAUUGAACUUACGACUGAUACAUUUUAUUCCAUUGUAUUUAAUCCUGAUAAACAUGUAGUCGUUGUUUAUUAUACAAAAUGGUGUGGAUUUUGUCAAUCAAUAUGGCCAGUUUUAUAUCAAACAAAAAAAUUUUUUAAUAAUUUUAAUGAUCUCAUUUUUACAAGAAUUCAAGCAGAUAAACAUGAUCUCCCAUGGCAUCUAACGGCAUAUAAUUAUCCAACAUUAAUUUUAUUUCCUGCACAAAGGAAAAAUCAUUCAAUUGUUUUUCCAACAUCAACAGAAUCGAUGACGAAUGUUAAUUUAAUAAAAUUUCUUCUUUAUCAUCUUUAUAUUGAUGACAAUGUCAAUGAACAAUGGUGUAAACAGACAAAUAAUAGUUUUUUAUCAAUGUUAUCAUCAACUUUUAUUGACUUUUCUCAAUUGUCAUAUGUAGUUAAAUCAUUUUCUUGA